Molecule: messenger RNA, 1512 nt
Organism: Closterium sp. Yama58-4
Lineage: Eukaryota; Viridiplantae; Streptophyta; Zygnematophyceae; Desmidiales; Closteriaceae
Source: the annotation of a GenBank genome assembly
AUGAAGCAGCCCUGCCCGCCGCGUAUCAAUCUUACUGGCGCGUCGCAUCGCACAUCGCCUAGUACAUUUCCAGACAGUCGCGCACUCGCCAUUGGUAGGGAAAGCGGCACGCCCCCUGUUCUCGUGCUUGAUAGAGACGGGGAGGAAGACGACGCUAUUCCCUCGCCGCACCCGAAGCUAGCAACACCCAGGGGAAGGGCUUAUUGCUACCGCAAUCGCCGUUUCAAGGGCGUGCGACAGCGAAAAUGGGGAAAGUGGGUAACAGAGAUUCGCGAUCCUCGCACGAAGAUUCGCGUGUGGCUGGGGUCGUACGAAACCGCGGAGGAAGCAGCGCGGGUGUACGAUAUGGCGGCGCGGAUCAUAGGGGGAGGCCGCGGAGGCGCCGCCUGCGGAAAGCUCAACUUCCCCGAUGAGGCGCAUCCUGUCGCCGUUCCGCGCGCCAUUGCGGAAGCGCUGCUCCGCACGGUCCGCGAAAGCAGAGCCCUGAGCGCCGCAGACGUCGCAGGGAGCGAGCGCCUCGUUGUUGCAGGUGACGCGGCGGACGACGCGGGCGACGGGCGCGACGGCGCGUGCGACCUGCCUGCGAGCUUCUUAUGCGACGUGGUUCGCCUGGAGGCUGUGGGCGACAGAGUGGUUGUCGCGGAGUGCCCCCCUGCGGCGGCAGUUGCGCCGCUUGGAGUGAUCUCGGUCAAGCUGGAUUCGUCAAACUUUGGUGGUUUCGGUGCUACCAGUAAUGUUAAUAACAGUCGUCAUGGCAGCGAGAUUGCAUGGGAAUUUGAGGGCGGCAAAAUGAGGGUUGCAGUGGUGAAGGAGGAGUCAGAGACAAUCCCAUACCUGGACACCAAAGUGCUACUUGACAUGAAGCCCAGUGGUGCAGUAAACAGGCAUAUUGCUGAGAAGGCAUAUGGUACUGAGAAUGCAUUUGCGGCCACUGACCCAUCCACCCCUCGGGAACCAUCGACUCCUGUGCACCCAUCCACCGAAGUGAUUGGCGCAGAGCCCGAGUCUCCCAGAAGCCCUUCCAGCAGCAGAAGCAGCAGCGGCAGCGACUUGUCAUCUGCAGGACACUCCCUUUCAGCUGCGACCUCUGAUGUACUGGAUGGUGAUCCUCACCACCAUGCCUCCACACAGCCUACAGAUGAGAGCCACAGCCUCCCAGCCAGUGCUGAUUCUGUGCUGGCAUGCCAGGCGCGGGUGGACAUGCUGACAGACAUCAUGAACCUGCUUGAUGAGCACUUGCCGGCCAGGCUCUCUUCUCUGACCGAUUCCGGCAGAUCUGACGGCCAGUUCGACGGCGCUCCUGAGGGUGGUGCUGCUGCGCAGGAAGCUAUUCUCUGGGCUCUGGCAAACACUCAGGAAGCUGCGGCCGGGCGGCAAUCCCAAGGGAUAGGUGCGCCCGAGGUUGUGGCUUGCCCUGCAGGAUUAACGGGCCAGGAGACUGAAGCGGAGCUAGUGAAUGUGUCGCCAUGGGGGUUGUCACCAGCAGCAGUUGGGUUCAACCUCUGGAGCUGA